Molecule: messenger RNA, 4635 nt
Organism: Cervus elaphus (red deer)
Lineage: Eukaryota; Metazoa; Chordata; Mammalia; Artiodactyla; Cervidae
Gene: CDKL2
Product: cyclin dependent kinase like 2
Exons: 14
Coding region: 791-2500 (569 amino acids)
Biological process (GO): protein phosphorylation
Cellular component (GO): nucleus
Molecular function (GO): ATP binding; cyclin-dependent protein serine/threonine kinase activity
Source: RefSeq, a predicted model, not a curated record
CGUAAGCACCAGAGUCGCUUGUUGCCUCCAGUCUAGAGGAGAGAUCUCCCAGCGAAGUAAACAAGGAAAGGUGCUCUCUUACUUGAGAACGUAGGUGUACGCUGAUACUAGCGUCUGCGCAUCAGAGAUUAGAUCCAGAGCCGAGCCCCAGGUGAACUGGCUGGAUGGGUGACGCUAAGCCAAUCAGAGAUCUUGACGACAGAGCUCAACCAAUCAGAACACGGGCAGCUUGGCGCACUCGGGGGCGGGCCUGGGCGGAUGAGGCUCCGCCCCCUUGCAGCUUGGUGGCCAACGCCUUCGCUUAGGGCUAGCCAGAGCUGAGCAGUUUCAGUGACUACAAGGACCAGGCAUCUUAAGAGCUGCGGGGCGGUGCCCUCUAACCCUUGCUAAUUUCCCUACAGGCCUUGGCCAACAGGUGUUGGUGCCUGCCGUGAACGCGUUUAGACCCCGGCCGUAUCUCUCUCUGGAGACUUUGUGCCUAUGCUUGGGGACAGAGCGAGGUCGUUGCCUUGACGACGACAGCAUGCGGCCCGCGGUCCUCUUGAGUGUGAGCUUGCGGCGGGUUGAGGCCAAUCAGCCUACCUGCCUGCUUCACCUGAAACCCGUGACUGUGUCCGCGGAAGAAAUAAAGACAGCAGUGGAAUUGCUAGUUUGCUAGUCAGCAUCUUUUAGACCUGCGAAGGAGAUGCUCUUCACCUCAAUUUUGUCUCCAAGUUGAAAACCUUUGGACUUUCCACGCGGAAAGCUUUAAAAGAAACAAGAGAAAAAUUCGUAGUGGUUUUGAAUUAAAAUGGAAAAAUAUGAGAACCUAGGAUUGGUUGGAGAAGGGAGCUAUGGAAUGGUGAUGAAGUGUAGGAAUAAAGAUAGUGGAAGAAUUGUGGCCAUCAAGAAGUUCUUAGAAAGUGAUGAUGACAAAAUGGUUAAAAAAAUUGCCAUGAGAGAAAUCAAGUUACUAAAGCAACUAAGGCAUGAAAAUCUGGUGAAUUUGUUGGAAGUGUGUAAGAAAAAAAAGCGAUGGUACCUCGUCUUUGAGUUUGUUGACCAUACGGUUCUUGAUGACUUGGAGCUCUCUCCAAAUGGACUAGACUACCAACUAGUUCAAAAGUAUUUGUUUCAGGUUAUCAGUGGGAUUGGAUUUUGUCACAGUCACAAUAUUAUACACAGAGAUAUUAAGCCAGAGAACAUAUUAGUCUCCCAGUCGGGCGUUGUCAAGCUGUGUGAUUUCGGAUUUGCACGGACGCUGGCAGCUCCCGGGGAGGUGUACACUGAUUACGUGGCCACGCGGUGGUACAGAGCGCCAGAGCUGCUGGUUGGUGACGUCAAGUAUGGCAAGGCUGUUGAUGUGUGGGCCAUUGGCUGUCUGGUAACUGAAAUGCUCAUGGGGGAGCCCCUCUUUCCUGGAGAUUCUGAUAUUGAUCAGUUAUAUCAUAUUAUGGUGUGUUUAGGUAAUCUAAUUCCAAGACACCAGGAGCUGUUUUAUAAAAAUCCUGUGUUUGCUGGAGUAAGGUUGCCUGAAAUCAAAGAAACGGUGCCUCUUGAAAGACGCUAUCCCAGACUCUCUGAAGUUGUGAUUGAUUUAGCAAAGAAAUGCUUACAUAUUGACCCAGACAAAAGGCCCUUCUGUGCGGAGCUCCUGCACCACGAUUUCUUCCAUAUGGAUGGAUUUGCUGAGAGGUUUCCUCAGGAACUGCAGUUAAAAGUACAGAAAGAUGCCAGAAACAUUUCUUUAUCUAAAAAAUCUCAAAUCAGAAAGAAGGAAAAGGAAAAGGAUGAGUCCUUGGGUGAAGAGAGAAAAACACUUGUGGUGCAGGAUACCAAUGCCGAUCCCCAAAUUAAGGAUUCUAAAGUAUUUAAAACAAAAGGACCAAAAACAGAUGGAGAAAAAGUGGAAAAAGCGAGUCGAGCUUCAAAUGCCAGCUGUCUCAAUGACAAUGGGAUGAGCCCCGUCAAAAUAGUGCCUUCAACGAGCCUCCGAGAUGGCAGCAAUGGCAGCGUGGACCAAACAAGAAAUCCAGGCAUGGCGAUUCCCCCACUCACACACAAUCUUUCUGCAACAGCUCCCACUGUUACUUCUGGAAUGGGAACUAUCUCAGGAAUUCAGAGUUACAGAGUGGAUGAGAAAACCAAGAAGUAUUGUAUUCCAUUUGUUAAACCAAAUAAACAUUCUCCACCAGGAGCUUAUAAUAUUAAUGUGACCACAUUGGUUGCUAGUGAAAAGAGCCUACUUCAGGCAAAUAAGAAAAGAAGGGAAUACUCAAAGACAGAUGUCCGUUUGCCUGAACUAAAUUAUAAUCAUCUCCCUGAACUAAAAGCCCUGGAAGGCAUCGCUCGGAAUUCCAGGCUAAUAAAGAAAGAGAACAAAAAUCUUUCAGAAUCUCGAAUUCCGUCUCUGGCCACAAUUGACUUGCACACCCCCAGUAUCGCCUUACAGCAGGUGUCAAAGUCUCCCCUGUCAGACGAUUCAGAGGCUGAUUUGCCUCCCGUGGAACACCAGCACUGAGUGUCCUGUCGGUUCUGAAAUGGAUGCUUCUGUGGUACCUGAGACGACAUUCUUGUGCAACAGAAUUCUAGAAGCAGAGAUUCAUGGCUUUGAGCAUUGACUUCUGAACUGCCUGUGUUUUCUGAGAAAGGCCUUGCAGCAGAAGAAAAGACAUCAUCCAUGUGUUUCACAGGAAGAUUGAAAAACUGUUAUCCCCUCACCUUUCAAGUCCGUUGAUGCUAUUUCAAGAUAUAUCAAAUGAAAGAAUAGUGAUAGGGUUCUUGUUCUAUGAAUGUGUAUUUACUAUUAGUAGAUUGUGUAUUUAAAGUGAGUAAAAAAAAGAGAGAGAGAGAAGCAUUUAAAAGGUUUUGUUAUUUAUGCAUUGAAUCUUGUGUGUUAUCUGUAUAAAUGUGUACAUUUAUUUGGAAGUGAGUUCAGUGGAGGUAGAUGAUCGAAACUAGGAUCAAUUGAAGAAAAUGAAAAAAAAAAAAAGGAUCAAAAAGAGAAAAUGUUUCCUUUACCCAAACUUAAUUAUAAAACACAUUUAAAAAUCUUGCUUGUUUCUAUGCUUUAAGGAGAAAAGUAACUACUCUCUAUGGAUAGAAGUGUAUCUUUGGUUUCUGUGAUUAUUGUUAAUGUUUGAUCAGUGUUAUUGUGGGAAUUUGGCCUCUCUGCUGAUCUUCUAAGAACCACAGUAAAGCAAAUUUUGCAAAGAAACCUUUAUUUCUAAUAACUUCGUGUGGUUCUGGCAUUGGAUAGUCCUCUGUUUUAUAAGAUUCUAGUGCUCAUGUUCCUGUGUGUAGGAAUGUGAUUGAAAUGAGUGGUGCAGAAGAAUUUUGUUAAAUUUACCCUGGAGCUGAAUGCUGUGCUUCUCAUUUGAAAAAAAAAGAGGUAACCAUACAGAGUUUGAGGGCUGAAACUGCGUUAUACCAGUCGACUUAGGCUGAUUACUCUUUUCUGGGCCAGUGUCUAUGAAACUCUCCAGUUGGAAAUGCUUUAGGGAGGGAAUGUCCACUGUUAGGACUUCACUCUUGUCCCACUGAUAGUUUGAAGGUGACAUUAGACAGAACCUAGAGAUGUUCCUCUCUCCUUGGUUCCUCAAACACUUAGGCCUUCCCCAAAACUUUUUGUCAAGGUUCAAGAUCAUUUAUCAUCAGCCCCUACAUCUUUACUAGCAGAGUGGUCCAAACUUUUGUGUGGUAAUGUUAAACCAAUUGGACCGCAGGAUUUUGGUUUCUGGGUUGUAAGUCAUGCUCCGCAUUUAGAGAAUAGUUGUUAAGGGGACCAGAAUUUGUGUGGACAUUUCUUUUGGCUUAACCAAUGUUAACAACAUGUUGUUUUUUUCCAGAAGGCAUUGGCUAGAACUUAACUCCCAAAUUUAACUAGCACUUUUCUCUGGGAGCUUAAUAUUGAAAUUCUGACCUUAGAUACUUGGGCUUCAAAAGAGUAGGACAUUCCAGAGGAGGCAAAAUAAGAGGCUCCAAUGUGGAGUCUAUCGGUGGUUCAACUAAAAUUUGGUCUUGAUUCUGAAAUUCUAUCCUUAACCUCUGACCAGGUAUUUGACUAGAUUGUUAUGGCUAACAUGCUGAACAGAAUUUGUGUGUAAGUGCUAAUCGGCUUCACAUUAAAAUAUUAUUUUAUUUUUACUUUGAAAAAUGCUGCCAAGAGACUCUACAGCAUGGAAAACAGAUGUUACUUAAAAAGCGAAGUGUUUCUCUAGUUUAUUUCUAUGUUGUUUUAAUUUUUAGAUCAGUGUGAAAAUAUCAUCUCAGUGUCUAAGGAUCUAAGAUCAAUAACCUUCUCAUUUCUAUAUUUGCUUUUGGGCAUUUUUUUGUUUAUUAAAACAUAUUGUGAACUUCAGAGUUAAGGAGCUAAUAAUGAUUUACUGUAAGUCCAGGUUAAGACUUGAGGAUCUUAUCUGUUUAGAACUUGCAGAACUACUUGAAAAAGAUUUUACAGAUUGGGGCCAUAGAUACUGAACCAAAAUAAUCCCUCUUUUCAGUUUGAGGUUACUUUAACUUUUUCUCACCUAUAAGGAUAUGAUUAAGCCACUUACUAAUAGAAAAUGUAUGUAUGUACUGGUGGGGGAAAUGGGCUUGCUGUGUGUAUGUAUGUUUUAAAAUUAAUAAAUAUUAUAUCUUACUGAGCUCCAUAUA